Messenger RNA from Daphnia pulex (common water flea), 876 nucleotides. RefSeq names its product ESF1 homolog. NCBI's taxonomy places the organism in Eukaryota, Metazoa, Arthropoda, Branchiopoda, Diplostraca, Daphniidae. The coding region runs from base 1 to 876 and encodes 291 amino acids. The transcript has 9 exons. The record is from RefSeq and is a predicted model, not a curated record.
AUGGACGAGUUAAAAGAGUCUCAAUUAAAGCAAAAAACCAAAGCUCAAUUGAUUGAUGGCUUUUUAGCUUUCAAAAGAAAGGUCAACAACGAAACUAUUGAUUUGAAAAGUCAGAUAACAACACUUGAAAAUGAAUCUAAACAAAAACAGGAAACAAUAGAAGCUAUGGAUUGCACUAUCAAGACUUUACAAAAAGAACUGGAUGAAAUGAAAAUUACAAAUAACAACAACAAGAAAACUAUCGAAGAACAAACUGCAACAAUUGCCAUUCAAGAUAAAUGCCUCAAUGAAAAUGCAUUAUCUUUUUUAACAUCAAGUAGAUGCUCAACUCCGUCUCCCCCAUUCGAAUAUAUUCCUGUGCCACUGACUUCUACUGAGAAAAUGGAUUGCACUGAAGAGUCGAAUGUCAAUGAUGUACAGGAUUCAAGUAGUACAACUACAAAACUCUCUGACUUAAGCAAAGAAUUGACAGGACGAGAUGGAAGUGGAAGUGAUGAAGAAAAUAGUGAAGAUUCUGGUGAUGAUGAUGACGAAAAAGAUGAUAGCGAUGAAGAUGAUAGCGAUGAAGAUGAUAAUGAAGUCAAAGAGUCAGAUAAAUAUCCAUCGAAAACGCCAUUACGGUUGCCAAUAGAGACUACAUCUGUGUUAGAAACCAAGGCAGCUGAUACGCUAAAAACUCCAAAUUUGACUUUAAAAUCAAUAUCAAAAGUAAAGUUCAACAUCAAUAAAUCCAUCAACAUCUUGAUGCUGGGUUCUUUCACCAAAAAAUAUUUGAAAGGUCACAAAAGGUCAGGUCAAGGAGGAAAAAAGGGAGUACUGAAAAGGAAACCUAUGGAAGAACACCACCUACAGCUGAUAACAAGUAAUAAUAUAUAA